Molecule: messenger RNA, 1302 nt
Organism: Fulvia fulva
Lineage: Eukaryota; Fungi; Ascomycota; Dothideomycetes; Mycosphaerellales; Mycosphaerellaceae
Product: Zinc finger CCCH domain-containing protein 45
Exons: 1
Coding region: 1-1302 (433 amino acids)
Biological process (GO): regulation of alternative mRNA splicing, via spliceosome; mRNA splicing, via spliceosome
Cellular component (GO): nucleoplasm
Molecular function (GO): mRNA binding; N6-methyladenosine-containing RNA reader activity
Source: RefSeq, a predicted model, not a curated record
AUGACACACUAUGGGUAUGGUAACAACCGAACAACGUCGUCCGGCUUUGGCCAUCGUGCUAUGCAUGCUCCAGCCAUGGUCAACGUCAACGACGGGGUGGGAUCGAGCUGUAACCACUGCAGUAGUACAAAACUACCCUCACCGCAGACCGCUCGCCCAGCUCAAAUGCCAAUAUCGCCAGCUUCGUCUUCACUAGCAAGGGGCCCACCACGAAAGCCGAAACGAUCAGGACAUGCCGUCUGGGUGGGGAACAUCCCGAUGGGUGCUUCGAUUGAGGCUUUGAAAGACCACUUCUCACAUGAAGCCAUCAGGGACAUCGAAAGUGUCUUCCUGAUGGCGAAGUCAAAUUGUGCUUUCGUCAACUAUGACACAGAGGAUGCUUGCGUAGCAGCCGUGGAGAGGUUCAACCACUCUUUGUUCGGCUCUGUGCGACUGCUGUGCCGCUUGAGGAGAGAGCCAACAGUCCCACGGGAGACGUCUAGCUCUAGCAGGUCUUCACUACAAAGCGAUAGCCCUGUCAGCUCUGUCAGGGAUGCGAGCUCGAUAAUGACUGGGUCAUCCGAUAGCAUGUCGUCAAGCCUGAAUGGGCUUGGCAUACAGCACGACAGCGACACCAAGCCAGAGGACGGCGUGCAGGAGGAAACGACACUUGCUACCAGCCUUCCAUCAAUGCCCAAAGAUAGAUACUUCGUCGUUAAGAGUCUGACAAAGGAAGAUCUGCACAACAGUCUCCAGUUUGGAACAUGGGAGACGCAACCACACAAUCAACGGGCCUUGGACGAUGCCUUCCGCGAGGCUGAGAACGUCUACAUGAUCUUCUCUGUCAACAAGUCUGGUGAGUAUUUUGGCUACGCUCGAAUGCUCUCUUCGCCGUUGGGACAUUCACCGCCACAACUGACUAGUGAUACCUCCACCACUACUCCGUCAAAGCAGAACGACACCUUGAAGAUCACCGAAACAGCGGCAACAUCCACCGCGGCCCCAGGCUACAUCAUAGAUGACACCAUCCGCGGCACUAUGUUCUGGGAAGUACAGCACGAGGAUAAUGGUAUUGUGUCCAGCACUAUGAGCGCCCUCGAUCGGGCAGAGCAAGAUGGUCACGUUAGAAGUAGGCCGUUCAAGGUGGAAUGGCUGUCAGUCAGAAAAGUGACGUUCCAGCGGACGAAGGGCAUCAGAAACCCUUGGAAUAACAACAAAGAGGUGAAAGUCGCGAGAGAUGGGACGGAGUUGGAAACUGAGGUCGGGAAGAAGAUUGUGGCGCUUUUUAAUGAGAGUCAUGAAGAUGUGAUGAGGAAGGCGUAA